GCACUGGGGGCGUGGCUUCUGUUGUCAAGGACGACAGCAUCAACACACAUCGUGGUGACAACACACACACUCACAGAGAGAGGCAACAAAUCCGCCUGCAUGUCUCACUCGGUCAGUGGAUCAAUUCCUCUUCCAGCAGAUCCAGCUAGACAGCACCCGAAUCCAAAGUGACUCAAGAUCGGAUCAGUGCCUGUCAUUCCCAGAGAGAACCGCAGCAACUGGAUGAAGUACAGAAGGAGCUUUAAGAACGGGAGGAGGGACGCCGGUUAACAGAUUAAAGCCCCCCUCUCUCUUUCUUUCUCUCUCUCUCUCUCUCUCUCUCUCUCUCUCUCUCUUUCUCUCAACUCUAGGCACCGCAUGCUGUAAUCACAUUGCUUCUGUGUAAUUUUCUCCUCUAAAUUACUUGUUCUUCCUUUCGACACUGCUGUGGUUUUGGGAAAAAGGCAGAGCAUUCAGAAGGACUUUUGUGUCUCUUGUGUAUUCUCUUUCUCUAUCAGUCUCUCUGUCUUUCAAUGUAAGUGGAAGGUGGGUUUGGGGGGAGUGAUUUAGGGAGUGGGGAUAAACGUUGUGGCCAGCUGGAGAGAUGGGAAAAUCCAACAGCAAACUAAAGCCGGAGGUAGUGGAAGAGCUGUGCAGAAAGACCUACUUCACGGAGAAGGAAGUUCAGCAGUGGUAUAAGGGUUUCAUUAAAGACUGCCCCAGUGGUCAGUUGGACUCAGCUGGAUUUCAGAAGAUCUACAAGCAGUUCUUCCCCUUUGGCGAUCCCACCAAAUUUGCCACCUUUGUCUUCAACGUCUUUGAUGAGAACAAGGAUGGACGCAUUGAGUUCUCCGAGUUCAUUCAAGCUCUGUCUGUCACAUCCAGAGGGACAUUGGAUGAGAAACUUAGAUGGGCCUUUAAACUGUAUGAUCUCGAUAAUGAUGGCUACAUAACCCGAGAUGAGAUGCUGAACAUCGUGGAUGCCAUCUACCAGAUGGUGGGGAAUACAGUGGAACUUCCUGAGGAGGAAAACACGCCAGAGAAAAGAGUCGACCGCAUCUUUGCUAUGAUGGAUAAGAAUGCAGAUGGUUUGUUGACCCUCCAGGAGUUUCAGGAGGGCUCAAAGGCAGACCCCUCUAUUGUACAGGCACUCUCCCUUUACGAUGGCCUGGUUUAAGCCUACAGUAUCUCAAAGUGGCAUUUAGUAAUUACUACAAUUCAUUUAUGUCAUUCUGCUGGCACUGUGAGAGCAAAGCUGACCUGUCAUGUAGAAUCCUACAAACUCUCAGACCUGGACUACUGAAGUGAAUUGUUGGCGCUGUCUUGAGAGUGGAUCAGCUGUCAAUCACUCAUCUUCACUGUCAUUGGAAAACAGACAUCAGAUCAAGACAACGUGAACUCGUAAAGAACGCUAAUGAGAUCUAAUUUGAAAUGACUAAAAUAUAUUUAAGGACAUAUACACCAGUGUUAUUAAAUGUUUAACUGAAAUAUUCUGCAGUGAACAAUUUCCUUAUAUUGUUGUGGUCUUUGUCAUGAGUGAUAAGAUGGACCUCGCUGGAUUUUGGUCUGGCUUUCAUUACAUGAUGAACAAAGAUGAAGUAUUGCACCUGAAGUACUUUGGCAUUGGAGUCGUCAUUGAGCAAAAUGAUAUCUGGUUGUAUUUAUUUAUAUUACCUUACUACAUAUACCAACAUCAAUAAACAAAAAAAUAGGCCUUAUAAAACAUGCUUAUUUAAGAGAAUAAUAUAUGACUAUGAAAACCGCCUUGGCAGCCAUGUCUUUGAAACUGUAUUCAAAUGAGAGUGAGCCUGUAUCUGACAUGGCCCUGUUUUUUGGCUGAGCAUCUAUUGCUGCGCUCUCACUGUACACCAUGUGAAAUAGAAUGCUACUUUACUGAAGUAUUGUGCUAAAGUAUUGACCGUGCUGUUGUGAUUGUGUGGGCCUAUGUAUAAUGCAAUCAACACAUGCAAACACGUGCUUCUGGCAUAGAGCUAUUGUGUUGAACAUUUGAUUUGUGUGAAUGAAUGAAAUCACAUUAUACGGAUAGCAGCUCCAUUCAGCAGCAUCAAACAUGCACACAUCAGUUGAUGUUUUGAUUUCUGGUAAGAUUGACAGGGCAUGGUUAAAAUUACACUACUUUGAAUUAAAAAAAACUUUUUUAAGUGCUACAUUUCAUAGAUUGUUGUCGCUCAAGAUACAAUCUAUCCUAAUUUAUGAAAUUCACUGCUAUGUUUGUUUUAUUUUCAUACAGAUGUUGCAGUAGAUAAAAUAUUGUGCAUACAAUUCUACAGCACAUCAUGUAGUAAUGUACUGUAUUAUGUAAAUGUUAAUGAAGUCUUUUUAGAUAAAUAAAAGCAUUUUUAAUAAA
Misgurnus anguillicaudatus (oriental weatherfish) is the source of this 2347-nucleotide messenger RNA. RefSeq names its product neuronal calcium sensor 1a (gene ncs1a). NCBI's taxonomy places the organism in Eukaryota, Metazoa, Chordata, Actinopteri, Cypriniformes, Cobitidae. The record is from RefSeq and is a predicted model, not a curated record. Gene Ontology annotation, molecular function: calcium sensitive guanylate cyclase activator activity; calcium ion binding.